AUGCAUCACGAGCUCUUCUUGGCGCUGUUGGGACAUACGGGCGACGUCGUGGAACGUCGUUCUGACGGUUUCUUUGUGCGGAAAGACGCAUCAUUUUUGUCACAAGCACAGAGUUGUGUAGUGAAUCGCUUGUUACGAUUGGGCUUUUCGUUUUCGAGAUUGGAUCAGUUUGUACGACAGGCGCCACAAUGCCCCAGUGUGUAUCUCCAUGCAUUGGCACAAGCAGUGGAACGGCUGCUGUAUCGUUAUACUGACUCAGUGGUGGAGCUAGAGGCCAAGACACUUAGAUCCAGUGCCGUUUUUCCCAUGUCGAACUUCAUGUUUGAGCUUGAGGAGUUUGUGGAAGUGCUGCCGGAGGUCUGUAAACUUAUGGAGAGAGUUAUAGAGAUAGGAAAAGAGAAACAAGAGGAGCAAGAAGGAUCGAGUAUCAAAGGAGCAAAGCUGCUGGAUAUUGUGCAUCGAAGCACGAACUCUGGUUUCCCAAGAGUGCAGAAAGUGAUGCAAGAAUUACUCUACUUCUGCCAUCGAGUUUUGUUUAAGCAGAUCAUAGCGUGGAUGGUAUAUGGGGAGAUUGUGGAUCCGCACAAGGAGUUUUUCAUCAAGAAAAAGGUGAAUGUAAUGACUACUAAGUCGACUGCUGUGACAGAGAAGGCGUUGUUGGCUGAGGAUAAAAAUGCAACGGCACAACUAUGGCAUCAGCAAUUUGCAAUUGACUUGGAGGCUGUGCCUCUCGAUUACUUUCCGACAUCUUUGGCAGAGAGUGUGUUUAUGAUCGGCAAAGCCGUGCAUAUCUUGACACGAGCAAAUCUGUUUUCCGCACGCGAGGUGCAGAAUAUCACUAAAGUCAUGUCGGAGAUAGCACGAUGUCCUGUGUUUGAUGUUGUGGUAGUCGAACAUGAGGUGGAAAAGGUGCGCCAUCGCGUAGCCAGUAGACUGCAUGAAGAAGUGGUGGUAAAAUCCGACUUUGUUGGAUAUCUGCGCGUCCUGAAAGGGUUCUUUCUGCUGUCUCGUGGAGAGAUAUUUCAGACGUUUAUCGAGCGUAGUUUUGGAAUGAUGCUGGUCAAGCCGACAAUGAAAUCGGAAGAGGAUGUGAAUCAUGUCGUCUGGCAGGAAAUUGUGCAUGACUUAGUACCAGAGGAUGAACCCUGGGGUCGGGACUUUGACAUGCAGCUCCCGCUUCAAACGUUUGGAUUUGUAGGUUUCUCGGCGAGUGAUGGUCUCGUUCUUUUCAAUGUAUUACGAGGACAAAACGGCAAGUUUUUAGCAACGAGCUCGGACACUGUAACGAAUCACGCACAACGAGAACCCAUAGCGGAAGAAAGCAGCACUGUGUGGUGGCGUCAUGCACAGAUGGAUGGCACUUCUUUUUCAUCUGAGUUUUCUUUGCAAUGGGAGCAAAACUCAUUUUGUUCCGGAAGCCAUCGUGCAGCGUUUUUGCUCCAGAAUGAAAGCACAUUAGACUCGGCUACGUUAGUCAAUGGAUCAUUUGAGCUUGACGAUUUGCAUGCUUUCUAUGUGAGCGUCGAUCUUGCUAUCGAACACUUACCAGGCGACACGAAAGGGAUACGUGUGAUGGCUCAAGUGAAACCUUCAUGCGCAGGUGAGAGCGGCAUCCAAUCUUCCCCAGUUAUGAAAGUUUCCAUGGCUGAUAGCAGUACGCCAGUGCUCCGCGUUCGUGUGCAAUAUGCCCGUCAAGAAGUUACACUGCCCUCGUCGAAGCAGGUUAUGUACAAGAAAAUGAUGGCCGUGAUCGUCAAUGAUGUGCUGAUACUUGAGACACAAAUUGACCUUCAGCAAGUAUUAAUGUUGCAAUCUACUGUCGGUGAAUACUUUAUCGGGCUUGCAUUUUCCUCACUCGUACGUCUUACGAGUUGGAGUUUGGAUAAAUACUCGGCCAAGACUUGUUGGCGGGAAGGCAAUAGUGCUGAUCUGAAGGAGAAGAAUCGUGCACUGGCACCACGUGAAUUGUGGAGUGCUCUUCGUUUGUGUUGUACUGUGCGAUGGCCGUUACAAUUGCUCAUCACACCUGACCUAUUGCGCUCAUACGGACACUUGUUCCAGUUCUGUUUUCGGCUGAAACGUGUAGCGCACGCUCUCGAGCUCGCGUGGAAGAGUAGCCCGUUACGAUCGAAGCACACUACUGGAAAAUGUGCAGCAGUGGCUGCCGGUGCACUACGUAUCCGCAUGAGCUUCGUAGUGCGGACACUGGAGCUGUAUUUUCAAGUGUUCGUGAUUGAAAGCAAAUUCCAGACGUGCGUCGAACACAUUGAAUCUGCAAGCGACUUUGAUCGCGCCAAACGCGUGCACGAGACUUUUGUGGCGAGCGUCGUCAAGUGUUGCUAUGUGCACAGCAAGACCGUGGCGUCAGCACUUGAUGACAUGCUGGGCUGCUGCUGGGAAUUUGCCGAGUACGUAUUGUACCUGAACACUAUGGAAGACACUGUCAACGAGUUCUCUGCAGAUCACAUUGCGUUGCUGAGCCAGGACUUUUACCGCCGCUUUGAGUUCCUGUAUAGCGUGUUGUAUGUCUCGGAAGCGCGCGAUUUGCUCUUUCUCCUCGACAGUAAUGGGUUUUUCACAGCAGAACGACAACGCAAGAAACAGCAAUAA
Molecule: messenger RNA, 2610 nt
Organism: Peronospora farinosa
Lineage: Eukaryota; Oomycota; Peronosporomycetes; Peronosporales; Peronosporaceae
Source: the annotation of a GenBank genome assembly